CCGGCCCACGUCUUCCAAGCUCGCCUCCCACCUCUUUGCGAGAGCGAAGGAAAGAAAGCGACCCUCGCCGAAACCCGGGCGGUACAAAGAUUUAGACUUGGAUAGAUACGAUUUUGAUUGCCGCGGAAUGAACAGUACAAUAAAGAAUAUAAUGCUGCCAUGGAGUCGGCGUUGAUUGCUUUGUAUAAUCUCCGCCACCGCUUACUCCCUUCCCGUUUCCGCGUUCCCCCUCACCUUCUUGGAAACUUUUGUUUUUCCUCCGUAGUUUAAUUCUUGUACACAAUUUUUUCACCCAAAAUUUAUGUGCUUUAAUUCGAUUCUGAUACGAAAAUCCCGAGAAGAAAUCGAAGAUGGAGAGGUGGAGAAGAUUUGGAAGGAUGUCGUUGAUGCUGCUGGUGUGGUUGGUGUGGUCAAAAUUCGAUCUUUGCGCUUCUCUUAAUGAUGAAGGGAGAGCACUGUUGAGGUUUAGAGAGAGGGUGGAGUUGGAUCCGUAUGAAGCUCUGGCUAACUGGAGUGAAGAAGGCGGAGAUGAUCCAUGCUUUUGGUUUGGGAUUCAGUGUUCCGGUGGAAGAGUCGUGGCUCUGAAAUUGGAAGAUCUUUGUCUCAAAGGAACACUUGCACCUCAACUUGGAAAGCUCAUUCACAUGAAAUUUCUUAUUCUACGCAAUAAUUCAUUUUCUGGAAUCAUACCUAGAGAGUUAGCAGAAUUGGAAAAUCUGGAGGUAUUGGACUUGGGACACAAUAAUCUUAGUGGACCAAUUCCAUUUGAUCUUAGCAGUACUUUGUCCAUGAAAAUCCUUAUACUCAGAAGCAACAGUUUUGUAGGUAGCACACCAAUGAAAUUCCUUGAGCACAAUAUUCUCCCUGAUCAUCAAAUGGAUGAAAAUCUGUUAUCCUCAAACAGGGGAUCUGUUACAAGGAAUGCUCAGAGUGCUACCAUACGGAAGCUUUUGCAGAGAGGCAGCAUAGACACAGACAAACAACAUAAAAAUGGAAAACAUCAGCCAAAAGUUUUCAGUUCACCAGCACCAGCACCAGCACAUGGGGGUGGUCAACAUAAAAAUGGAAAGAGUCAGGCAAAAGAUCUUGCAUCAGCACCAUCUCCUAUGUCUCCAGAGGAACAGCUUGCCCCAUCUGUGUCACCUUUCUUCCCCCCAUCCCACCCACCAGGUGUUGCACCAUCACCAUUCAGUCAAAUUCCAACACCCGCACCCUCGCCUUCUCCAACAAUCGAACCACCAUCCCCAAUACCAGAGCACCAUCCCAACAUUGAUGCUGCACAACAUCCUGGUUCUGUUCCAAAUCCCUCUCCCUCUGUAAGUCCUUCACCAUCAGCUGCAGUAUAUACUCCAGCAAAGCAUGCAACUUCCUGGGCCAUCUAUAUGUCAAUAGUAGGAGCAGUUUCCUUUCUCCUUGCAAUGUCUGCAGUAUACUUUCUUUGCUGCCGAGACAACAAGGUUGUCACUGUCAAACCUUGGGCAACAGGCUUAAGUGGGCAAUUGCAGAAAGCAUUUGUGACAGGUGUACCUGUACUGAAACGAGCAGAACUGGAAACAGCUUGUGAAGACUUCAGUAAUAUUGUUGGCUCUAUAUCAGAUUGCAUGUUAUACAAGGGAACCUUGUCGAGUGGAGUUGAAAUAGCAGUUGUAUCUAGUGCAAUUACUUGUGCAAAGGAUUGGUCAAAACAAUCAGAGUCCCAGUUCAGGAAGAAGAUCAUGAUGUUGUCAAAAGUAAAUGACAAGAAUUUUGUCAACUUGCUUGGCUAUUGUGAGGAAGGAGAGCCUUUCACCAGGAUGAUGGUGUUUGAGUAUGCUCCAAAUGGGACACUUUUCGAGCAUCUGCACAUUAGAGAAGCAGAGAACUUGGACUGGGCUAUGCGGCUAAGGAUAGCCAUGGGAAUAGCAUAUUGUCUAGAGCACAUGCAUCAGCUUGACCCCCCUUUCAUUCUCAGAAAUCUGGACUCCACUACCAUCUAUCUUACUGAUGAUUAUGCUGCCAAGAUCUCAGAUCUUGGAUUUUGGAGUGAAGCAAAGGGAACUGAGUCACUGCCUGGAAACUCAGGUCCCUUGGCACCAAUAUCAGAUGCAAAGAGCAUUGUGUACAGAUUUGGUAUAAUACUGUUGGAGAUAUUAUCCGGCAGGGUUCCAUUUUCUGAGGAUGGCCUGCUUGAGCACUGGGCUUCAUUUUUAAAUGGGGAGAAGCCUCUUAAAGAUAUGAUGGAUCCAAGUCUUGUAUCCUUUCAUGAAGAAAGUGUCAGUGCACUCUGCGAGGUGAUACGGUCCUGCACUAAUGUGGAUCCAAGUGAGCGACCGACAAUGGCGGAUGUGGCUAGCCAAUUAAGAGAGAUCACAGGGAUCCUGCCAGACCGAGCGACUCCAAAAGUGUCUCCAUUGUGGUGGGCUGAGCUCGAGAUUAUUACUUCAGAAGCUACCUGAAGAUGAAACAGUUAACCUCAUUUGUAAGUUGAAAUUCUUUUGUUUGAUUGAUUCUUUUUCCUUUUUUUUCAUUGGUUGGGGUUGGAGGGGUGGUGGGGUUGAGAACUCUGUGUUAGCUGUCUGUAUGUAUAAGCACGGAGAUAAAUGUACUGGCUAGGAAUAGGGAGAGCUGGCUAUGGUUUAUUUAUGGUGUGCUUACUGUUCAGAGAAGGGAUUUGUUCAUGUCUGUGGAGAAUGACAUCCAUGGGGCAUGGACAUGCUUGUGGAAUGAAUAAAGGAAAGAAAUUUAAGCUUU
Elaeis guineensis (African oil palm) is the source of this 2730-nucleotide messenger RNA. RefSeq names its product protein MALE DISCOVERER 2. Gene Ontology annotation, molecular function: protein kinase activity; protein binding; ATP binding. Gene Ontology annotation, biological process: protein phosphorylation. The record is from RefSeq and is a predicted model, not a curated record. NCBI's taxonomy places the organism in Eukaryota, Viridiplantae, Streptophyta, Magnoliopsida, Arecales, Arecaceae.